GAGUAUAUGCCUCUGGCGAUUACACAAGCGGCUGCCUAUAUCAAUCACGGAGCCCCUCGCAUAACUGUCUCAAAGUAUCUGAGCAAUUUCAAUAAAGGAACCCAACACGUUAUGAAUCUCCUUGGACGAGACCAGCAGGAUUUCAGGCGGAAUGGGAACUCGAAAAACGCCAUGCUCACCACACUGCAGAUGUCCUUCGAUCAGGUAAUGGAAGUGAGACAUUCUGCUGCGGAGCUGCUAUCGCUUUGUGGGUACUAUGAUCGACACUUGAUCCCUCCCAAGGUAGCCGGUCUAGAUCUCCAUCCCACCGAAGAUGCUGUCGAAAUUGAUCUAGAUUUCGAGGAUGACUGUGCGAUGCUGAGGGAUUAUUGUCUCAUUGAGCCUGAUGGCGAUGGUGGUCUGUUUUCAAUGCACCGGCUGGUACAACUCGCCGUCAAAAGUUGGGUCCAGAGCAGACAAGAAACAGUCAGAUGGCAAACUACAGCCCUUCUUAAGGUAUCUGAAGCAUUCCCCACCUCUAAAUUUGAGAAUUGGGGAGAGUGUCAAUCCUUACUUCUUCAUGCCAAGACCGUUCUGGACUACCACCCAGUCGGCGUUUUGGUGUCCAACGAUCAGAUGUCACAAACGUCUACGUUCUUCUGGACGGAGCGAGCAUCUUUGCUUGAGAAAACGGGAAGCUUCCUUCAGAAUCGACGCGGCUUGUUCUCAAAGGCCGAAGUAAUGUUCCGAGAGGCCCUGGAUAUUCGCGAGAAGAUCCCCGGAGCAAGUCAUGAAGACACCUUGAAGGCUCUGGAGACUCUGGGUGGUAUCUGCCUUCCACUGGGUCGACCCGUUGAAGCUGAAGCGCCGUAUCGUCAGCUAUUGGAGCUGAGGAAGUUGCUAUUCGAGCCCCGCCACCGAGAUACCAUUAUUGACACUCGGAGAUUAGGGGUCGCACUCGCUACCCAAGGUAAAUUUGUCGAAGCAGGGAAGGAAUUCCGCGAUGUGUACAAUUCGAGCAAACAGAGCUUGGGACCUAUCCACGAUAUUACCGUGACUGCUGUGAACAAUCUAGGGUACCUCCAAUUUAAUCAAGGCAAUUUCGACGCUGCAGUGGAAACACUAAGGCUAGCAGUUGAAGACUCAAAAGCUGCGCUGGGUGAAAACCACCCGAGCACACUGGUGUGCAUGUCAAGUCUCACAGAUGCUCUGCGAAGCCAAGGCGACCUCGAAUCUGCAGAGCACUACGGUCGGCUGACACUCUGGGGACGCGAAGAGCUUUAUGGCAAGGACCAUCUGGAAACACUAGAAAGCCAAUAUAUUCUCGCCCAAGUGUUUCUCCAAUACAAGCGUUACAAAGAGGCUGAGCAAGCACACAACCAAGUUCUUCGACGCCGCAUUAAAGCCCUUGGAGCACAUCAUCCGCAUCCAUUCGACAGCAUGACCGGGUUAGCAUGGGCGCUAUUUUACGAGAAAAGAUACCCCCAGCGCUGGAUUUAAGCCAGAAAGCACUGGCUGGGAGAGAGAAACUUCUUGGUAAAGACCACCCGGAUUAUUUUCGGAGCGUUUAUCUGGGUGCGAGGCUGCAGCAUGUGAAGAAGGAGUAUAGUCGUGCUGAGCCAAUGUACCGGAAAGCCUGAGGUGGUUUUGAACGAUUGCUUGGUACUGAG
Molecule: messenger RNA, 1649 nt
Organism: Hyaloscypha bicolor E
Lineage: Eukaryota; Fungi; Ascomycota; Leotiomycetes; Helotiales; Hyaloscyphaceae
Product: TPR-like protein
Exons: 3
Coding region: 7-1479 (490 amino acids)
Molecular function (GO): protein binding
Source: RefSeq, a predicted model, not a curated record